AUGCCGAAGAAGGCGAUUGAUGCGCGCAUACCAGCGCUGAUCCGCAACGGCACCAACUCCAAGCACCGCACCUUCUUCGUCGUCGUGGGCGACCGGCAGAAGGAUGUCAUUGUCAAUCUCUACCACAUCCUGCUUAACCUCGACAUCAAGCUCAACAAGUCGGUGUUGUGGGCGUACAAGAACAAGCUCCUCGGCUUCUCGUCGCAUCGCAAGAAGCGAGAGAAGAAGAUCAAGAAAGAGAUCAAGCGAGGCAUUCGGGACGCCGACGUCGAGGACCCUUUCGAACUGUUCGUGAGCACGCAGAACAUUCGAUAUGUUUACUACAAAGAGACGGAGAAGAUCCUGGGCAACACAUACGGCAUGUGCAUAUUGCAAGAUUUCGAAGCGGUGACACCAAAUCUUCUGGCGAGGACAGUGGAAACUGUCGAGGGCGGUGGGCUAGUUCUGCUUUUGCUCAAAGGCAUGAACAGCUUGAAGCAGCUCUACACCAUGAGCAUGGACGUCCACUCGAGGUACCGGACGGAAGCACAUGGUGAUGUUGUUGCGCGAUUCAACGAACGAUUCAUUUUGAGCCUGGGAAGCUGUGGAAACUGCUUAGUGGUGGACGAUGAGAUGAACGUGCUCCCUAUAUCUGGUGGCAAGAACGUGAUUGAGAAGAGCUUGACGAACGGCGAGGAGGACGGCAGAGAGGUUGCAAGACGGGAAUUGGAAGACGUCAAAGAGAGCUUCGCCGAUACACAACCCAUUGGACCACUCGUACAGCUGGCGCGGACCACUGACCAGGCCAAAGCACUUCUUACAUUCGUUGAAGCGAUCAAAGAAAAGACGCUAUCCAGCACGGUGGCACUGACGGCUGCUCGUGGACGAGGCAAGUCGGCUGCCCUGGGAGUGGCGAUCGCUGCCGCUAUCGCAUACGGUUACAGCAACAUCUUCAUUACGUCACCUUCACCUGAGAAUUUGAAGACUCUGUUCGAGUUCGUGUUCAAAGGCUUCGACGCCUUGGGAUAUCUCGACCACAGUGACUACACCAUCAUCCAAUCCACCAACCCCGACUUCAAUAAAGCCAUCGUGCGAGUCAACGUGCAUAGGCAGCAUCGCCAGACAAUACAGUACAUUCAGCCUCAGGAUGCAUACACACUGGGCCAGGCCGAAUUGCUGGUGAUCGAUGAAGCCGCAGCGAUUCCAUUGCCUUUGGUGCGGAAGCUCAUGGGACCGUAUCUUGUGUUCAUGGCGAGUACGAUCAAUGGAUACGAGGGCACCGGGCGAUCGCUCUCUCUAAAACUCGUGCAGCAACUUCGAGAGCAGUCGAGAGGGCUGUCAAAACUCAAGGGAGACGAAAAGGUCACAGAUCGCACUGCGAGCAAACACAGCGAUGGCGCAAACGUGGGCACGUCGUCCCGCUCGUUGCGCGAGAUUACCCUGUCAGAUCCAAUUCGAUACGCCCAGGGAGACCCAGUCGAGUCAUGGCUCAACCGACUUCUGUGCCUUGAUGCAACUCUCCCUCGAUCCAUGAGCGUUCACGGCACACCACACCCCUCCGAGUGCCAGCUCCUGCAGGUCAACCGAGAUACCCUCUUCUCCUUCCACCCAGUCAGCGAGAAGUUCUUGCAAUCGAUGAUGGCUCUAUAUGUCGCAUCCCACUACAAGAACUCCCCAAACGACCUCCAACUCAUGUCUGACGCCCCUGCUCAUCAGCUCUUCGUGCUCGUGCCUCCGGUCAAAGAGGACACAAAUCGAUUACCGGACAUUCUCUGCGUACUACAAGUUGCGCUUGAAGGACAAAUAUCUCGCGAGAGCGUACUAAACUCGCUCUCGCGCGGUCAGCGGGCGGGGGGCGACUUGAUACCAUGGCUGGUCAGCCAGCAAUUUCAGGACUCCGAGUUUGCUGGCUUGAGCGGUGCUAGGGUUGUCAGAAUUGCUACAAACCCGGAUCAUGCCGGAAUGGGCUAUGGAUCACGAGCACUCCAGCUUCUUACAGAGUUCUACGAGGGCAAGCAUGUCAGCUUGGACGAAGGCGCUGAGAGCCAAGCAGAUGUGCAUGAGGCAGAGAUGACUCGUGUGACAGACGCUGAGAUCGAACAAAACAGCCUACUCACGGACAACGUGAAGGUGAGAGAUAUCCAUGCUAUGCCGCCACUGUUUGCGCGUCUAUCCGAACGAAGACCGGCAGCGCUAGAUUACCUGGGUGUCAGCUACGGUCUCACACAGCCGUUGCACAAAUUCUGGAAGCGAGGAGGUUUCGUACCGGUGUACAUGAGACAGACAGCCAACGAACUGACUGGGGAGCAUACGUGUGUGAUGCUCCGGACACUGGACAACGAAGCCGGGACGAGCGAUCCAGCAUGGCUUGGAGCAUACGCUAAAGACUUCCAUCGACGCUUCCUCAGCUUGCUGUCGUAUCAGUUCAGACAAUUCGGCUCGGUGCAAGCUCUUGCCAUCGACGAGUCGGCACACAUGGGCGUCAACCUGCUCACAGCUGCAGAGCAGGCAACGCCACUGAAGUCAAAAGCAGAGCUGGAUGCUCUCUUCAGCCCUUGGGACCUCAAGCGUCUCGACUCCUACGCCGACAACAUGCUAGACUGGCAUGUUAUACUGGAUCUCAUGCCCCACAUUGCCUCGUUGUUUUUCACUGGCCGGAUACGCAACGAGAAUGGCAUCAGACUCUCUGGGGUGCAGCAGGCGCUGCUUUGCGCAGUAGGGCUUCAAAGAAAGGGGCUGGAAGACGUGGAGAGGGAACUCGGACUGCAGAUCGGCCAGGUCAUGGCCAUGUUUGUCAAGGUCGUGAGGAAGGUCGCCACGCACUUCCGUUCGAUACAGUCGGGUGCUAUACAGGAAGGAAUGCCCGCGGUACCUCAAGCCAUGAACGGCGGCGCAGACGAAGACGGCGUCAACGGCGGAGCGAACGUGGACAUGGAGACCAUCGGUGCCGACCUCAACGCCGAACUCGCAGAUGCCGGCGCCGAGUUCGAGCGAGAUGAGGAAGAGAGGGCACGGAUACGAGGCAUGAUCGAUACGCUGCCGCUCGAAAAGUAUGCCGCGGCCAACGGCGCUGCCGGGUGGCAAGAUGCCGAACGCCAGGUAAGAGACGCCGAGAAGAAAGGGCGGAAGAGUGCGACUGUGAGCGUGAAGUCGCAGAGAAAAGAGGAGGGCGACAAGGGGAAGCGGAAGGCGGGAGAAGCGCUUGCAGAGGUCGAGCGGGAGGCAGAAAAGCUGGGUGGGAAGAAGAAGAUGAAGAAGGGCUGGUGA
Saxophila tyrrhenica is the source of this 3246-nucleotide messenger RNA. RefSeq names its product N-acetyltransferase 10 (gene NAT10). Gene Ontology annotation, biological process: rRNA acetylation involved in maturation of SSU-rRNA. The record is from RefSeq and is a predicted model, not a curated record. Gene Ontology annotation, molecular function: tRNA binding; 18S rRNA cytidine N-acetyltransferase activity; ATP binding. Gene Ontology annotation, cellular component: nucleolus; 90S preribosome. The transcript has a single exon. Lineage: Eukaryota; Fungi; Ascomycota; Dothideomycetes; Mycosphaerellales; Extremaceae. The coding region runs from base 1 to 3246 and encodes 1081 amino acids.